GUGUUUUGCACGUCGGCCGGGAGUGUGCUUACCACGAGCCUGGAAUUUCGUGACUCAUUAGAACGUAAUUAAGUUUAACAAAGGCUAUCAGCAAGCUCUCAGAUUUCGACUUGGACGUCAUGGAUAAGGCCUACGAAAAAAAUGUUAUUGAUACGGUGUUACGGGUGGUACAUGAUAACGAACGCACCAACCUGAGCCAAAGCAUACGCGUCAGAGAAUAUCUUGAGAAAAAAGGGUUUUCUAUAACGUCGAACCAGGCGCCGGGUUCCACUAAUUCUGAUUCGUUCGCCCUUUGCUUGAUACAACACUCGGAAAAAUGCUAUGGGACGUCUCAUUUGAAAGAAGCUCUUUUGGCGCCUUUCGAUGAAACGAUUCAACUUCUCGGCGUAAUGUUUAACGAGGAUGAUCCCGUCGAUGCUAUUGCAAGCCUAAUUAAAUACCUCUGCAAAGAUAUGAAGUUGUUCAAAUCAGAGUACCGUACACCAAUCAUGGUAGUCAGAUGUUACGGCCUACUUGCCCAACCUACAAACUAUCUUUACAAAGAAGACCAAUGUAAACAGCUUCUAGAUGAAGAACCAGAAGAAACAAAUGCCGAGUGGUAUUACAUAUGGUACGAUAACGAACGUCAAGUGUUUCAGUCCAUUUACUCGAAGAAGUAUGAUAAUGACGAAUCAACUCAGAAACGAAACAGAAGUCCACCAGGGUAUACAGUGCGAAUGAUUAUCACGAUGCAGGAGCAACGGUUUUAUAUCGCCAAUGAAACGGUCAACAAUAGAGGCAAACUACUGAAGCAUUUGGACAAGCAUUGCAUCAGAUUGACGAAAAAUAACGAACAGAGCUUGCCACUAGUCGAAUCAUUCGUGCUGUGCUUGAUUCAGCACUCUUCAGGCAACUAUUGUUUAGCCAGCUUGGAUUAUCCACACGUUGCUGUUCGCUCAUUGAAACAUAUUUCUGAGUCGGGCUGGAACGCUUUCCGCGCCAAAAUCGAAGACUCUGCUGAAACGUUUGGGUUAAAAUCGAAUGAGAGUUUGAAGGAGAGUAUCAAAUGGAUUAUCCAACAACUUUGGAAACGGUUUGAAUGUUGCAAGGUAAGCAUUUUAAUUGACGAAACUUCUACUCAAAAGUUUGCCGUUGUCGUCUUUGGUUCACAUUCGACAUGCUAUGUCGUGUAUGAAGACAAAGAAUUCAAAUUUGUUAACGCUUUAAAAGAAGAUUCGACACCCUUUUACGUAUGGUUUGACGAAUCAGAGAAGGUCUUCGAGGCAUUGGCGCCUCUAGUUUCCAUGUAUCAGAAUGAAAAAGCAAGUGCCAGCCUUUACUGGAACGAUCUGAUCAACCGUUUUGAACGCAGCUUCAUUCAGUUUUUGAAGAAAAGGUUCCUCUCAUGUUCGAGCUCUUCCGAAGUUGAAAAAUCAUUCGACGACUUGAACGAAUACCUUAAAGAGACGCAAGACUACUCAUUGUUCUCAAUUCAACAAGUGUUUGCACGAUGGGGCUCGAACAAAGAAUCGCUUCGUUCAGAUUGCCUCAGAAACGAUUACAUAAAGGUGUGUUGGAGAAACUGCCCAGAAUUACGGGCUGUUUUCGCCUGCAUGGAAGAGUGUCUCAAGACUUUGGAUCACGAUAUAGCGACGAGCUGGUGCAAGGAGCUGUGGAACUUCAUACUUGAGGCAAUCGCCAGACAAGUGGAUCUGGAAUUUGCCAUGAGAAACAGGAAGAUUGAGAUGGGCCGCAGGAGAGGACGGUCCAAGAUCGACAUGGCCAAAGAAAAGGUGGAACAGUUGCAGCAUGAAAUUGAAUCUGCCGGGAAGCGGAUGGCACAAAAACAAAUGGAGAAUAAGAUGCUGCAAGAGAAAUUGGAAGUACUCGCCUGUAAUCAGCUGAUUGUUGAUAUUGGAAGCGUCGACUACGUUCCAGAUUACCAACUCGUACUCGAAGGAAGCGGCCACAAGUUUUUUCAACUGGAAAAUGGCCUUGAGCUUGCUGAAACAUUAUCCAAAGCUGUCCAGCGGACCAGCGCAUCGUCGCAACACCUUAAAAACUAUGUGAAAAAAAGAGGAGCCGACAAGAUUUUGGGGCAGUUACGUUCGGCUUUGAAUGAAGUCGUCGGUAAAAAACCCUCUGAUAGUUGGGUCAACGAUCGCAAGUGGCGCGUCGAGGGACCAGCCCUAGUUUUGAGCCAAGUCGUGACUCUGCUCAAACAGAAGGGUGUUCUCUCUGGAGGAAGAUGUCAAGAAGUAACGAUCGAAGCCGAAAGAGUUCUUUACAUCGACUCGGACUGGGUCACGCCCGGCGUCAGUUUUACGAUUGUGGCUCCAUUAGUUAGCGUAGUCAGUUCCGAGAGUCGAAUGAAAAGGGUGAUAAACACGUCCGGUAUGGAUGGCAAACCGCACGAUUUGGAAAAAGCUAACGAUGGGAAAGGCGGCGGAGUGGACGGAAGUGAUGGUCUUGAUGGCGAAGACGGCCAGGACGCUGGAAACAUAACCAUCGACUGCCUCUCAAUCGAGAAUCAUGACAUGUUGAAACUGGUUGCUAAAGGUGGAAAUGGAUCAGACGGCCAGAGCGGUGGAGAUGGAAAGAAUGGAAAUAACGGAGAAGACGGCGCAAACGGCUCGUUUACAUCGGAGGAAGAGGAAAAGAGUGACACUUUUUCAUUUGGACGAUUUCGUGACCUUUCACCAAUAAAAAUACACAGUGGCAGCUCAGGAUCAAACGGCCAGGCAGGCGGUUCGGGCGGAAAAGCAGGAUGCAGGGGGAUAGGAGGACAGGGAGGUGAAAUAACAAUCACCGCUAAAACCAGUGCGCUGUCUAGAAUUGAAAAAAUGGAUUCUAAAGGAGCCACAGGAAAACAAGGAACACCCGGUAAAGGCGGAGACUGUGGGAGAGGUGGCCGGCACGGCAAGGAUGCUGUUUACUACUUCGAAGCGGACGAUCCAAACCCUUGGGCUUUUUUUACUGGUGACUGGAAAAAGCAUUUGGGUUCCAGAGACGAUUUCGUGAAGCAGUGGUGCAGUGGAUUGAUCGGCUCAGACAGUUGUAUCGGCUACGAGCGCCGUGGGAACUCGGAUCCUAAAUGGGCUUCUGAUGGAAAACGAGGGAGAGAAGGAGAGAGGGCCAAUCAGCGACAGAAUGAAAAUAGCCGGACGCGCAACUCGGGUUCGCUUCGGCAACGGGAGCGUUCCAGCAACACUCAAUCAAAUCAGACGGAAAUGGAACAGGUGAUUGCAGCUCAACGUAUGAACCAGGAGAAAAUACAACGCGAAAGCCAAACUCUUUCUCGGUGCACUGCCGCACUCGAUUCACAGAAAAAAAGGAUCUCGAGCGUUCAACAAGAAAUCGAGCUGGCAAACCAGGAAAUCGCCGUAAACGAAACUACACGCCAACGAGUGAAAGUCAAGAUUCAAGAAAUGUUAGAGCAACACAUCGUUCAUCAGGUUGUUGUUCGUCAGAAUGUGACGAGACAAGCAAACUUGCAGUUUGAGAACGACCAUCAGCUGGGUCUUCAACAAAAACAGACGUCAAUUAACGUCAACCUAUUAACUUUGCGGGCAGGUUUUCGAAAUGAGUCAAACCCAGCAGAAUCAACUCAAAUACUCGAUAAUUUAUUAUUGUCUGACGGGAGCUCGUUAAGUAUCCAGCAUCGUUUAAAGUUAAUGAAUGCUACUCAAAUGUUUUAUUUGAAGUUGGGACCAAAUCGCCAAGAUUGCAACCGAGAAUGGUUAUUCAUUGGAAAGCUAAUAGAAAAGUACUCCAAUUCAGCUCAAGACCUGAUCGCCGGUCUCGAAUUCCUCGAAAUAAACCAAGGACUGAUGAUCAAACUUUUAGACAGGAAAACUAAUGGGAACCUCAUUGAAAUCUUGCGCGCCUUACUAGUUCCAAUCGAAACACAUGAAGAGGAUGUAAUUGGCACUUUGUUCGAGUUUGGUGUGCGUAACUUACCGUAUAACAAGUUAAAGGAGUUGCUCGGCCGCCUUGAGCUGCGAAUUUCGCCGAACGACGCCCAACUGCGGCUCGCUGUCGCUAUCCACUACCGAAUGCUCGGCCAAGUGACGAGAGAAAUUGCCAAUUUAUUUGGAGACGAUCGCAAAACUGCGUUCAGGUGUGCUGAUCUGCUUUUUCAAGUGUCCGAUUUGCAUUCGCUGCUCCUCAAUAUUAAAGAAACCGCCCAAAUGAGUGAUGGCGAUCUAACACCUUUUUAUUCAUCUUUCUUCGACGAACUUCAUGACGAACUCUCCAAAGUCAAAGCUGCCACAACAAUCUACCAAGCUGUCAGGCGUUUCGUCCGAAGAGACGACUUUUCCAACAUCCAAGUGAGUGAGGUAUGGAAGAUUGUUUUCCUUAUAAACGCAUUCCUACUUGAGGCCACUGAAAUGGAUGCAGUAAGACAAGGGAUACGCAACUCAAAAAUAAAAAAUCAAAACGCGAUAAUUUCACUUCUUGAGGAAUCGUUUCAAAAAAAUAUUUUGGAUCCUGGUUGGAAAGAAGUGAGACGGCUCUUGACCGAAAGAGAGAUGUUUAACACAGAAAGACUAAAGCGCAAGCUGGAAGAUGUUGAACGGGCUACCAGAAUGCCAUUGAGCCAAACGAGCUUCGAAGAGAAAUCAUGUGUCCUGGAACAGUUGAAAGAUGCUCUUGGAAACGAGAAAGAAAACGAAGCGUCAGUAUUCAAAUGGAUCAGCAACAAGGCAAGCUCAGUGGAACCAUUUGAUGGAUUCUUUUCUGGUUCAAGUAAAGAAUCGGAGGAGGCAAUAGUCGUGAACAUCGUUGAGAAGUUAGAUACUCGAACAGUGAAAAAACUGGUUGAAUUGAACUGCCGUCUAUCAACUCAUCGUAUUUCGUUUGAUGAUAAACAAGUUACCAAGUUGUGUUGCGCUAUCCAAAAAGACUUCCCAAGGAUCAUCCAGGAUUCAAGUUAUGAUUUGCAAUAUAGCCAGUCGACAUUCAGAUCGAACUGGAUGCAAUACCUCUUGAACAGAGUUGCAGAUGAACGAGCAAAAGUCGAUAGGUUGUCUGCGUGUGUGUUGAAAAAAUUUCAAGACACAAAAAACGAAAACGGGUCUCUUGCAUUGAUCCUUCGCAAAUAUGGGCUCUACACUAGCACUUUGGAGCCUUUUGAAGCCGGUAAAGCGUGGGAGCAACUGGACAAAAUCUCCCAAUUAAAAGAUGUUUUGCGUGAAGUUCGAAGCAAAUUGAAAGUAGCAGUAAAGAAGCUGUUAGAUGUCGUGCAAAAGGCAAUUCCAACACUGGAGGAUGCUUAUCGGAAAACAGCGAAUCCACCAUCCUGCGAUCAUGGUUGUGAAAUCAUUUCACUAGUGGAUCGUGUUCAACAUCUCGUUACUGGAUGUAAUGAAGUGACGCCCAAUAGCUCCUUAUUUCAAAAUGGAAAUUCUUUGGGCGAGUUGUUUAAUAUCAUGGACGCUAUCCGUUUACUGCUGAAUAUCACGGAGAUUGAUGCCACCAAAACAAAGCAAGUAUCAGACACGUACGACAAGGUAUGCAGCCUGAAGAACAUAUUCUACAAUUGGAAAACUAAGUCGAAAAUCCCACGAUACGGGGGCGGUCAAGAAGUCGUCCAAACUCACGACCGCCUAUUGAAUUCUCUAGCCGACGCAUUCUCGAUAAAUAGUGAAGACCUUGAAGAUUCCAGGCGAACAGUUUACGAUGAGAUUUCAAAUCACAUUGGUGAGAUCCGGACGUUCCACAACAAAGAUCUCGAACUCAUUGGCGAGCUUUCCAAGAUCUUUUCGGAUCCGCGUUCCGAAAUAGAUUUUUGUCGAUUCGUCGAGAGAACGUCUCCCAUCUACUUCUCUCUUUGUCCUAGUGGUCUAUCAAUCGAACGGAAAAUUCGCUUGUUUGAAGCCAUCCUUAGAGUUGUUGACAUUAAACAGCAGGAUCUCCGUGAGAAAAAUCUGAGCGGCCUUUUUGGUCUCACUUUGAAACGGGCGUUUGAACAGAACACGUGGCUGUACACAUCAAUCGCCCUCUUAAUCGGCGAUCUGUUAAAAAGUGAAUGGCAUCUUGCAACGUGGGAACAAGCGAAAUUGUGGAGCCAUUAUUUAAAAUUGAUCGCCGGGAAAUGCGAAAACGAAAACUUUGAAGAAGCAUGCGAGAUGUUGCUCUCUAUACAGCAACAUGUUCUCGAUUAUUGCCGGGCUUACUACGUUGAAAAUCUACUCAAGACCACUAAUAAAUCAGCUGACUCCGUCGAUUUGAACAUGAUGAAUCUGGCGUUCAACGAAGCCGUAAGUCUUACAACAGACGUCAUGCGAUUCGCAAAUGCGACUAGCUCCUCCGAUUCACACAGAUGGACCGUCAGCCAAGUUAUGGCUCGCCAAAAGGUUCUGGAUGCGAUCGUUCGUCUCGGAUCAUCAAAGUCCAGUUCCUGGCCCGAAAACACUGUAAUAGACCAUCUGCUCCGCCAGUGUAAUCUUUGGAACUACAGCAACACAAAGUUUAAAGCAGUUAUCUCGACAGCUUUCAAAGGAGACACGAACUCAGAAACCCGACGUCGUAAAACUUUCGUCAAGCGUUUAAUUUCAUUGCGGCACGUUGAGUGGACGGAGAAGCUACUCGCCGAAUUGAAUUCGCUUUUGAACAAGUCAUACCAGGAAUUAUCCGUUGUAGUUGGCUAUGAUGUUUUCACAGAAGAAGAGAGGUCUUUCGUUAAUCUAAUUGACAACGACGAGGCAGUCCUGCACAUCCUGAAAAGCGAGUACCCAUCGUGCUAUCUGAACUCUCUGCAAAAUUUUGCAAUCAAACGAGCUCUCGAGUCUUUUGUGCGCUGUUUCCUGCCCAGCUUCGCCGGGAUAAGCCUGAAUCAAGAGGCAGAUUUCGAAAAAAAGAUGACCGAUGAAGCUCAACUCUGGCGUAUUGCAAAGACAUUUUUAUCUAAAAAGAAAGCGGAAGGAACAUUGAGAGAUUGGGUUGUCUGGUUUAAUGACGUUUUCAUCGUUUCGUUGAACUCGUAUCCAUCGGAUUCAGGGCUUACACUGAAUCAAGUGUCAAACUUCCUUGACGAUGCCGCCAAUUCUAACUUGGAACUAUGCCGUCUUAUCACAACGACAUGCCGACCGCAUUAUUGGACUCGUUUCCUUGCCGUUUACACCGUAAAAAAUUCGACCUUUCGUCUGGGAUUGGGCGAAGCAGAAGACGCCGAUGCGAUCGUCAGGGACCUCGUCGCGUUUUUAAUGCGGAUUACAAGUGAAACUGGUAGUGUACUAAUUCGUUGCUUACGAGAAAAAAUUUUAGCGGAAUCGGAAACAGCUCGAACAGCCGAUUUGGUUUAUAUAGUCCGGAGCGUGGCCUCCGGGCUGAACGAAAUCUCGGAGCUCAAUUCAAAUAUUUUUGAAGAGAAACAAUUGGUUGCUAGAUUCGUGAACGCUGUUUUGAAAGAGUGGCCAAAAGCCUGUCGUUUAGCGCGUUUCGCUUCCAAGUGGGCUUCUGAAGGACUUGGAUUUCUUCGUACGCAGAAGGUGUUGAGCAUUUUCGAUAUCGAACUUGGACAGGAGCGCGCAGAUCGUCUGUUGGAUCGCGCACAGCGCUGCCAGCGGAACAACUUGUCUUUCACAUCGUUGCUCGAAAAAAUUGCCGAUAACUUGAUUCGUUUUCCCUGGAUUAGGGAACAAUGCAUUAAGCUGGCUUCUUCGGACGUCACAGAAGAUGAAAACGCGCUUUGGGCAUCGGUGAUUGACAUCGAAAACAAGGCGAAAUCAACGCAAAACAAGGAGCUGACUAUCAACGAUAUUCUUACAAUCCUGAGCAACGAUCCCGACUCGAAGCUGAUGAUGAACGAUGCGGCAAAACGAGCAGAAAUUCAGGACUUUGUUCAGCGAGCCAACGAUAGCUACAAAAUCGCGUACAGCACCUGGGACGAGAAGAAGAUCACACAGUGGGCAGCGAAAGAGAAGAAGGGUUCCGAAGGCAAACCAUUGCAAGUGCAUGAAUUUCUUGCAGUAGCUUCUCGAGCAGUGGAGCUGAAGAAAGGUUACAAACCACGAGACGUCCAGAUGUUGGCUGUUAUACUGUUUGUGACGGGCGAGGAUAGCGGGAGCAAAAAAAUCAAACGAAUGGCUCAGAUCUCAACAGGCGAAGGAAAAACUUUGAUAACAGCUCUGCUCGCCAUUUAUCACGUCCUGCGUCAUUGGAACAGCUAUAGGCAUGUCAACGUGAUCACGAGCUCGUCGGUGCUGGCUGAAGCGAGCGUCAACGAAAUCCAGUACCUUUAUGACCAGUUCGGGGUGAGCUUGAGCAACAAUUGCGACUUGGCCUGUUCAAAAGACGACAAACUCCGCAAAGAGCGCUACAACUCAGACGUAAUUUACGGUGAUUUACCCAGUUUCAUGCGAGACAUUCUUCUCACUCGCUUUUUCAACAAGAAAAUAACACGAGGCAGAGAACCUGGCGCUAUUAUAGUUGAUGAAGUAGAUUCCAUGCUCUUGGACAAAGGCGAAAGCGUGUUGUACCUAUCGCACAACAUCCCAGAAAUGUAUCACUUGCGCCAACUCUUUGUCGAAAUAGCUGGAACAGUUAACGCGCCCGACGUGCAGGAUUUGGCCGAAUCGAGAGACAUCGUUGCUGAAGUUCAAAGGUUCAUCGAGCCAAGGAUCAACGAUUCAGACAUCGCCGUGCCCAAUUGUCUAAAAGGAUACGUCAAACAUCAUUUGCCGACUUGGAUCAGAAGCGCAUUGAGAGCCGCAUACCUUUUGAACGUGAAAGACUCGUACAAGAUCGAUGACAUCGGUGAUGGGAAAGGAAGACAGGUGAUCAUCAUGGACAAAGAAACGGGCGUUGAGCAAAUCCAGAUGGAGUGGUCGGACGGUCUUCAUCCCGCUCUUCAGUUGAAGCACGGCCUCAAAUGGACCCCCACCGCCUUGAAAGCAGUUUUCAUGUCGAACAUAGGCUACUUCACCGAAUUCAAAGGCCGGUUUUACGGAGUAACCGGGACAUUAGGCUCGGCAGCCGAAUGCGAUCUUUUGCGCGACGUUUUCGGCGUAGAUUUCUUCCGGAUGCCCAGGUAUAAGCAGCGCUUCUGCAUCCACCACGGUCCGCUCGUUGCAAGCAAUGAAGAGGAGUGGCUCCAAAAUAUGAAGAAGGCUGUUGAAGAGGUGACCAAGCCCCCAGAACCUCGUGCUGCCCUUAUCAUCUGCGAAAACAUUGUUUCAGCUGAACGCAUUCACGCUGCGCUCUCGAAAACCUCGCAGCCAAAGGAAUACAAAGUUAAUAUGUACACCAGCGCUUUUGACAAGGAUUUCCUGAAAAUGCAACACGAAGACGAAGUCGGCCCGGGACAAGUGAUUGUUGCCACAAACCUUGCAGGCAGAGGAACAGACUUCAAGCUGAGCAAACAAUUGGAGGAAAAUGGCGGACUUCACGUCAUCAUCAGCUACGUUCCACCUAAUGCUCGAGUUGAAGCUCAAGCUCAAGGACGGACAGCUCGAGCUGGACAGCCCGGCAGCUACCAAUUCGUGAUUCAAAAGGGAUCUGCUCAAGUGCCCGACAAACCAGAAUCAACCGACCCCUACGCUGAGCUGUGCGCAUUUAAGAUCGCCCGCGACGACGAGGAGCGAUCCCGGCUGGAAGAUCUGCACCUCAAAGCAGUUCCAAAAAUCAAACUCGAAGAAUCCCUUUUUGAGCGUUUCUAUCGUGAGUGCAUCAAGCCGUUGAGAGAUUGUAGCACACCUGAUGAAACUGUUGUAACGAGCCAAACUGAGGAGACAGAUAUCAAGAUAAACUGUUUGAACAACCGAUGGGCCCUGUGGCUCGACGACAAUGAAACACUGAUAGAGCGUGCUCAUAGUGAUCGGCUGCUGUUCGAGAGUCUCAACGAGGCCUUCGAAAGCUUCAUCUCGAGUGUACGCAACACCCGCUGGUCGAGCCUAGAAACUCUGGCGCAGACCCCCAGCGAGCUAAUGUGCGUAGCUCGUUUUUACGAAAACCAUCCGAAGGUUUACAAAAACUACCCGGAGAGAGCAAUAAAUUGCUUUAAGAAGAUCGCCACCGAAGAGCCUCAGUUCUGCGAAAACGCUCUCCUAGAAAACGUUCGGCUGAUGCUGUUGGACAAAGCAGGCUACUACAAGAAGAGGGAGGCAAAGAAACUUCUCGUUAAAGCAAAGAAAAUGAUCAAUUCUAGGAUCGACAUUCUCUUCGGGCUCAACCAGGUCGUUAACACCGUCCGGCAGAAGACGAGUUCCGGUCCCGAUCCUGUCGAGCACUUUUCGUUUGAAGAGCAAACUAGCAAUCUAAUCCGCUUGCUUCAAGUGCACUUAUCCUCCGUCAGUUCAUUGCUCGGGGUACCUUUAACAGACUCUCUGUCCAGUCAGUUCCACUCGGAAGAAAAGAAUGACGAACCGUUGAACAAAGUAAUUGAUUUUCUAGCCAGAAACUGCAACUAUCACAAACCCUUGCGCUACUCGAGAAAGAUGAAAAUAAUCAACGAAGCAAAAACAAAAGAACUGCAAAUCAGUGGAUCAGCCGUUAAGUGGCCAACGUUUUUGAGCCACUGCCAAACAGAGCUAGUCGAGUGGUUUGCUGCCAGAGUGCAAAAAAGGUCGGGUGUAUCAAGUGCAACUUGGUUGCUAUCAAGUUUGGAAACGAAGAUCGCCGAAAGCGAAAAAUGCCUGUGGAAUCAGCUAAUCGAAAACGGUUACAUCGACAAGGGCCGGUCGGCCAGUUCUUACACCAUCAAAGCAGACAACUCGCUGGAGCCAAAGCUACUCGAAAAAUUCGUCGAGUACAAGCGAAUCCUUCCUGGCUGGCUAGCGUUCCAUGACGACGAGGAUUUUGACGAAGUCUCUUCGACGUUAGGCAUCACGAAUGACGACCCCCUUGGACAGUCCAUUAAACUAAGCACCAUUAAAGAUCUGCUGAUUGACAACAAGUUGCUACUCAAAUCUGACCGACCCGUUCACAGAAUAUUAAAGAACAUCCCUUCAGUACAAGAAAAUGUUGAAGCCUAUCUCGUGCCAGGAGUACCGCUUGUUUCAUGCGCCGACGUAUUGGCCGCCUGGUUCCCUUCAACGGCGUACCAAGAGGGUCAAAGAGUUGAGCAACCCGAUUUUGAUGGUCGCAAAACGAAAUUGGCUGAUCAGUUUAAAAAUUACUUUAUCGACAUUGGUAUCUUAAAGCAGCCCGCUAUCAUGUUUCCAUUCCCAUCAGCAAAUCGCUCAAAAGAAGAUAUCGAUUCUGAUUUAGAGCGGAUGAAGAAUUCCUUCAAAUCUCAAAAAGGUUUCGACGAUUUGGCAACGACUUUGUACAAAGAGAAAGAAAAAGACAACGGAAAACGACGGGAUCUCCUGGCUGAACGUUUGAUGAUGGCGGUAAGAGAGCACCUUGGUCAAUUGAAGAUGUUCGCCCAAAUGAAAUCUUCAUUCACCUACUUGUACGACAACCUACCACCGACUUCAGUGAACCCUGCUGACGAGUUGCAACAGUUCGACGCUCAGUACUUUGAUCGUGUUGGCCGUUUUGAAGAGCACAUCCCAUUCGACUGGAGGACUUUGGUAGUAGCUUUGCUCGGAGUGGCCCAGCUCGUUGGAGCGGUUGCCUUCCCGUUCUUCAGCGCCGGAUUGGCAGCCGAGGGCAUCAACGAUUUGAUGUUCGCCUUCCAGAGUUUCAAGAACCCCGGGUCGUUCUCGUGGUCCACGUACGCCAAGGGUAAACUCAAAGGAUUGGCAAUAAUGGCGCUAACGGCCGGGAUUGGGGCCGCUGGGCUUAUUGCGAAAGGAGGGCAGAGCUUGAUGGGAGCAGCGAAGCUUUUGGGCCGUUUCAAUGGCACAUUAAAGGGAUGGUGGCAGCUGGGUAAACAGGUGCUAGCCAAGUGCGCUGAGGCUCUACUCUCCAGUGUGGUCGGACAGAUAGUACAAAAGUUCCUCAACUGGGCGAAAAAGUUCAUAUUAGAAAAGGUAUUAUCACGCGUAAAAUCCUACCUAUUCGAAAACCCCGUUUGCCGCCCAGCUUUUGAAAGGCUGAGAGCGUUAAUGAACGACAUUUUAAACGAAGCGCGGCGCUUUGGUCGCUCUUUGGGUGAGGUGCGCAAAUCGGUACAGGACGCAAUCGACCGAGCAUGUAACCCUGACGCUCCUUCUGCCAUCGAUGUGUUCUCUCGAAUCAAAGAUAGAGCUCUUGACAUUCGUGGGGAGAUGCUCGGUGCUUUCAGCAAUUCCACGGAGGGAUUCAUCAACGGUCAACAGAAUCACCGUAACAUUUACAAAGCAUCUUCUGGACUUCAUGGAAUUACAGAAUCAGUGCACGCCGGUACUCUUGGAAAAGUGCUAAAAUCAACAGUCAAAAUCACCGAUAGCGUAGGACGUAUCGCGAAGGAGAGUCAAAAGAUAAUCAAAACCGUCAAUCAAAUGCAAAGUGUUGUAAAACUUGCGGCUGAACCAGCGUGUCUCGUCAAGGACGUCAACGAGCAACUACAGCAAGAGCUCCGGCGACUGAACAGCAAACAAAACACGGACAACAAAAAGCAGCCGAUGGUGGAUUUAACCGAAGCGCAAGUGCGCGAAUUUGAUGGUUUUAAAACGGAAAUGUCGAAUAAAAUUCAAGAUUUGAUCAUGAAGAAGAGCCUCGAUGAGAUCCAGUCUGCUUGGGCACAGCCGGCGCUUCAAGCCAAGCUCGAAAAGACAAUUCGAGAAAAGGCAACUGAAAAGAUCCAAGCUAUGGGGCUCAUCAAAUUGCCACCAGGUGCUGAUCAACUGAGGGACGAAGCCAGUCAAUUGGAAAAUGAGGAACAAGUUGGUCUGGCUUACGAAGAAAGAAUCGAAAAGAUCGGCGAAGAGAUGGCCGGCCCGGUGGAGAAACAGCUGCUGGCCGACCGAUACGGGUGUUCGUUCGAGCUAGUCGAUGAAACAGGCGAUUAUUCUGAUGGAUCAGGAACGUUUUCUUACCAUCCGAACGGUGAACCGGGUAAAAAAAAGAUCGUGAUGAAGGUGACGCAAAAUGAGGAAGGCACAAAGCAUCUGGAGCUGAUCAUGUCGGAUGGGACGACCUACAAACACGUCCCUGGUCCUGGAGAGUCUCUCAACGGAUGUCUCUAUCACGCGGCGGCAAAGGCUCUGAACACAUCUUCAGUUGAAUUGAUCAGCGAGCUAAAGGACGAAGCGAGGUGCAAUGAACGAGUUCGGAUCAUGUACGAAAUCGGCGUAAACGAAAAAUAUAGCCGAUUGCACACCGGUGCCUAUGCUAAGUGUUCCGAUUUCAAAGUAAAACGCGAUGAGCUCGGCAGAAAGGUAACUGCGAACGCUAUUAUUACUACAGCAGAUGUUGAGACGGUAUCGGGCUCGGAUCCAAAAGUAAGAGAAAUAGUGAAGACAGGUUUUGACGGCGAGAACGUCAGUCACCUCAUUGCUAGAUGUCUAGGCGGCGAAUACAAGGAAGAAAACCUCGUUAGUUUACCCAGCAUGACGAAUCAGAUUUACAUGCGUUUUCACGAGAAAGGACUCGAAGCAUUCUGCCAGGCUCACAUGAAAGAUAAUGUUCCAAUCGCCGUACAAUUGCAAAUUCAUUACGAAAACAGUGUUAAAGACUUGGAAAAUAUGCUUACAAGUGAGAAGAAGGUUAUUCAUGGAAUCAGUUGUAUUGAACUGGAUUUCCAUCUCAAAAACGAUCCAAACAACUUUUACCGCAGUGGUCUUAUCCCGUGUCAACCAGGCAAAAGCGGAACUGUGACUGUCGGUGGUGAUACUUUCAAGAAACAUUUUUUAGAACACAAAUCAAGCCAUCUGAAGAAUGAAGGUAUUUCCAACGUGCCUAUCGACUACAAGAAAAGAAACCCAGGAGAAAAGCGCCAACAUUAUACUGAGUCUGCUGACCUUCACAGCCAUCAUCCACACAAUAGAAAAAAAUAAAGUUUUUCGAUCGAUCAUGCUAUUGACAUUCUUCGCUAUGAAAGUUCUUACUUGUGCCCGCUACGAUAAUCAUUGCUUUUGGCAUCUGCAAGCUUUUUGCAGAUGCAAGAAUCUAGUGAAAGCAUACUGGUCAAGUCUAUUGAUAUGUCGAUUGCUAUGUUGAAGACUCUAGCUUUGUUUCUUUUACAUUUUCUUGCAAUAACUUUUUAUAGCUUUUUUUUUUACUAAAAUGUAUACUAUAUCAAUCCCAGUAUCCAACAUUGGCUUAAUUAACCUUUCAAAUGUCAAAUCUGUGUGCCUUAUUAUCCGCGUUUGUUUUUGCCAUUUCAAUAAAAUCACUAAGCUAAUUUCCGAGUUAUUUUUGAAAACCAGUCACAGGGU
Messenger RNA from Daphnia carinata, 14228 nucleotides. RefSeq lists its product as uncharacterized. The coding region runs from base 120 to 13847 and encodes 4575 amino acids. The transcript is spliced from 9 exons. Gene Ontology annotation, biological process: protein targeting; protein import. Lineage: Eukaryota; Metazoa; Arthropoda; Branchiopoda; Diplostraca; Daphniidae. Gene Ontology annotation, cellular component: membrane. The record is from RefSeq and is a predicted model, not a curated record. Gene Ontology annotation, molecular function: ABC-type protein transporter activity; ATP binding.